AUAAGGGGACCGGAAGUGUACUAAUAUAUACUUGGCCCGCCGUGCCCGCCCCUUUUAUAGCAUGUAAGCUAAUAUUUGUUUGUUGUUGUUUUUCUUUAAAAACGUGGAACAUCGACACUAAAUGGACUCAAAGGGACCCGCUCUUUACGCACCGGCAGGCUCCUCAGUAGAUAUGUCACGAAGCACAGAGGAGGACUCUUUGGUGGACGGACCUCUGAUCUCUGCUGACGCCCUCCACUCUGCCAUCAGGAGAAACUUUCAGAGCGUACCAACACCCUGUCAUGCCGGCCUGUUGUCUCUGCUUCAUGUUGUGUACGUGGUGUUGUCAAUGUGUGUGGCAGUGUUCUGUGUGUUGGAGUUAGGCCAAAAGGAUGUGUGUACGCACAUUUUGGGUCCCGUGCGAGGCGACAGUGUCAUUGUGUUUGGGAAGGUGUGCCUGUGGGUGCUGGUGCUGUUGUUCACUGGGUGUGUGCAGCACCACCACAACCAGGCCAGGAGCAGAGGAUACCUGCGAUUCUACAGACAGACGCAGGGACUGAAGCACCUGCCGCUCACUGUACACUCUGCAGGAAAUGUUCUGCUGCUGGUUGUUCUGGCUGUACGAUUAUCUCCGACUGUGCAAACCUACAUGCUGCUCGGCGUCCUGGGGCUGGAGCUGUUGGUGGCAUUGCCUUGCCUGCUCUAUUACACAGUCCAGGUGAUGCGGUUCAACAGGGAGAAAGCUGCUCCAGACGUGAGCCAAGAAGAACAUUCACACAACUACAGUAUCACGAGCCUGCCGACGGAGACCGGCUUCAGAGAGGGCUCCAGUCUGGAGGAGGUGGUGGAGAAGCAGGCCGACCUGAUUGAGUACCUGAAACAGCACAACACCUUACUGAGCAAGAGGCUGCUCAACCUCACGGCUCAGCACUGACCACAGUCCGGCCUCCUCCUCCUCCUCCUCCUCCCUGUGAACCCGAUCAUUUUAACACUCGGCUCCUUGAACACAAAGGAGAGGGGGAUCUGUGGGUUUAAAAGAGAUGACGAGAAGCAAGAAGAAAACACUGGAUAAAAGACUAAAAGUAAGGAAAUCCCUGUGCACACAAGCACCUGUGCGCACAGACUGAAGACGGGAGGGCUUCUCCACGAAGCACCUGAGAUGGACAGAUAACGCAGGAGGAGGCGAGCUGUAUAUGGAGGACAGUUAAAGAGGCGAAGUGGGAGGAGGAGGAGGAGGAGGAGGAGGAGGAGGAGGAGGAGGAGGAGGAGGAGGAGGAGGAGAGGAGUCAUGGCUCACAGAUCAGAGGUGAGGGGUUUUUAUCGCUGUGUUCCGACCCCCGGUGACCCAUGUGUGCUGCCGCUUGUGUUACUGUGAGAGAAACGGAAGAGGCGAGAUUGUUUUAGAGAUCAUCUGCACUAAGGAGGAGCUGAAAGAGUAGAAGAUACAGGAGGGACGGAGGGGUUAUCACUAACCAGGGGCAAAGUAGAAAAGAAAAGAGAUAUUGUAACGCUGUAAAUGUCCGUGAGUGCUAUUUUAUCUGUCUGGAUGUGUAAAUGCUUUAUUUGGUUGCAGUUUUUUUUUCUAUUUGUUCAAUCAUUGAGUUUGUGUAUUUGUGAUCACGUAUCAAUAAAUAUGUAAUAUACACGUU
This is a messenger RNA of Cottoperca gobio, 1628 nucleotides long. RefSeq names its product transmembrane protein 192 (gene tmem192). NCBI's taxonomy places the organism in Eukaryota, Metazoa, Chordata, Actinopteri, Perciformes, Bovichtidae. The transcript has 6 exons. Gene Ontology annotation, cellular component: lysosomal membrane; late endosome. Bases 122 to 913 code for a protein of 263 amino acids. The record is from RefSeq and is a predicted model, not a curated record.